Oryzias latipes (Japanese medaka) is the source of this 2372-nucleotide messenger RNA. RefSeq names its product orthodenticle homeobox 1 (gene otx1). Gene Ontology annotation, biological process: regulation of transcription by RNA polymerase II; multicellular organism development. NCBI's taxonomy places the organism in Eukaryota, Metazoa, Chordata, Actinopteri, Beloniformes, Adrianichthyidae. Gene Ontology annotation, cellular component: nucleus. Gene Ontology annotation, molecular function: RNA polymerase II cis-regulatory region sequence-specific DNA binding; DNA-binding transcription factor activity, RNA polymerase II-specific. The record is from RefSeq and is a predicted model, not a curated record.
GAGGCGCGGGGCGGAGAGAAGGUGAUCAAUCUCCAUCCGUCCACAUCAGAAAUCAUCUCCACUGUGUGACAGACGAGGACGAGCCCCCGAGAGCAAAUGAGUCUGAUGACUCGGGCUGGAAAAGCGUCCGCGGCCGCACAGAGGACGCGCCGCCUUUGAGCUGCAGACCCGCGCGCGCGCGCCUACCCGUGAUGCCGCUCGCUCCGCGCGCCGGUGUUUGAUCCCGAACCUCCACCCGCUGCUGGAUAACUUUAGCGGCUUCAACUGACCGGAGGCUCGGAGCAGAGAAGGAGAGGAACCAGAGACCCGGAUCGGUCCCCGCGUCCCGUCAAGCUGCAGCAUCGGGGGAAACCGAACCACUGGCCUGAGCUGGGGGGAGCAGUGACCGCCUGUAGCAUGAUGUCCUACCUCAAACAGCCCCCCUAUGGCGUCAACGGCCUGGGGCUGAGCGGCGCUGCCAUGGACCUGCUGCACCCGUCGGUGGGCUACCCAGCGACUCCCCGGAAGCAGCGGCGGGAGCGGACCACCUUCACGCGCUCGCAGCUGGACGUCCUGGAGGCUCUGUUUGCCAAAACCCGGUACCCGGACAUCUUCAUGCGGGAGGAGGUGGCGCUGAAGAUCAACCUGCCGGAGUCCAGAGUGCAGGUGUGGUUCAAGAACCGGAGGGCCAAGUGUCGCCAGCAGCAGCAGAGCGGCAGCACCGCCAAAGCCAGGCCCCCCAAGAAGAAGUCGUCUCCGGCCCGCGAGAGCACCGGCUCUGAGAGCAGCGGCCAGUUCACUCCCCCCGCCGUCUCCAGCACCGGCUCAUCCUCCUCCUCGUCUUCGUCCACCAACCACACAGGCCCGGCUGCCCUGAGCAGCACCUCUACCUCCAUCAGCACCGUGUCCUCCAUCUGGAGCCCGGCAAUCUCCCCCGGCAACGCCCCGACUGCCGCCGUGGCCCCGCUCCCUGAGCCCGGACCCCCCUCCAACGCCUCCUGCAUGCAGCGUUCCAUGACGGGCUCAGCCACUGCCGCCACCUCCUACCCCAUGUCCUACAACCAGACGCCAGGCUAUGGCCAGAGCUAUCCCGCCCCCUCCAGCUCCUACUUUAGCGGCGUGGACUGCGGCUCCUACCUGGCCCCCAUGCACUCCCACCACCACCCCCACCAGCUCAGCCCCAUGACGGCCUCGUCCAUGUCCGGCCACCCGCACCACCACAUCAGCCAGUCGUCGGGGCACCACCACCACCAGGCCUACGGGGGGGCCGGCCUGGCCUUCAACUCCUCUGACUGCCUGGAUUACAAAGAGCAGACUGCAGCCUCCUCAUGGAAGCUCAACUUUAACGCCACAGACUGCUUGGACUACAAAGACCAGGCCUCCUGGAGGUUCCAAGUCUUGUGAUCUGCCUUCUUUGCCCCCACCCACCCCCUCCCUGCCUGCUCCCCCAUUCUUUUAUUGCCCUGAUUAGCCUGUUGCUUGUUUUGAAAGGCAAAGAGUUUAUGAACCCUAACUGGACUGAAGCAGGAAGGAUCAGAAGUCUGACUCUUUUUUUUAUUUUUAUUUUUUCUGGUCCUCCUCAGCCUAAAUGAGGAGACAAACAGCGACUCCUUGGUCAGAGGUUUCCUGAUGAGGAGCGGCUUUUCAAAGAGGCCCCUUCCUGGAUGAGAUUAACAAAACUGAUUUUUGUUUUUUCUUCUUCUUUGGUAUUUUCUUUUUUAACAUCUGAAGGUCAUGUACGCCAAACCCCUUGGAGCACCAGCUCUCUGGAUGGGAGGAAUAUUUUCCCCUCCGGCGCACUCACAGGAACUGCCCCCGUGGUGGUGGUGGGGGGGCCUUUUACCUCCAACCCCAACAAAACCUGUACAGCUUUUUAUUUUUAUUUUCUGGAAUCUGUUCUUUUAGGAUGACAAAGAUUUUUAGUCAGCUACACAGAGCAGCUGAAAUGUGUAAAUAUGUAUUUGGGUCAGUUACAGUGACCAUGUUUAGUUGGUGGUUUUAUUUUAUUUGACUAAAUUCGAAAUUGUUUAUUACCAUUUUUUUGGAAGAAAUAAAAAAAGAUGUAUGUAAAUCUCCACAAAUAUUCCAAAGAAAACAAUUUGGCCGUUAAACAUGAGCUUUUAAUAGCAUUUUAUAGAAAUAAAAAAAAAAGUUUGGGUGAUUUGGAAUGUCUCUUGGGCUCCAGGAAUCCGGUCCGACCUGCUCUGAUGAAACUCAGCACUUGACUCGAUAUUGAAGUCAAAGCUUUUUUAUUAUUAUUAUUAUUAAUAUUAUUAUUUUCUCCAGAGAGAUUUUGUGGAUUUAGAGCUCCCAAAUGACAGUGAGAUGUUGAAUGUAUCUUUAAGGCGACCACCCUCCAUAUAUGUUCAUCCAAUAAAGUCAAGUCAAACGUG